Molecule: messenger RNA, 1711 nt
Organism: Morone saxatilis (striped sea-bass)
Lineage: Eukaryota; Metazoa; Chordata; Actinopteri; Moronidae
Gene: cwc22
Product: CWC22 spliceosome associated protein homolog
Exons: 12
Coding region: 107-1693 (528 amino acids)
Biological process (GO): mRNA splicing, via spliceosome
Cellular component (GO): catalytic step 2 spliceosome
Molecular function (GO): protein binding; RNA binding
Source: RefSeq, a predicted model, not a curated record
GUUGUCCCUGACCCGGAAGUGUUUAGGUUUAUUGUAGGAAGUUUUCCGCCAGAAGAAGAACGACACUGAUUUAACGGAGGGGCGAAAAGUCGGAAACCAUAACGGUAUGGACUCUCCAGGCAGAAGUCGAAGUCCCAGUCCUGCAAAGAGAGAAAACAGUGGACCUUCAGAGGACGAGUCUAGUCCAAAAGCAGAGAGGCCUCAAAAGGCCGGCUCCGUUGAAAGAAGCCCCAAAGAGAGGCCGUCCCCUCGGGCCAGUCCUGCAGGCAGUGCCGCCUCCAGGAGCCCCGCCUCCAGCAGCUCAGACAGCAGCAGCAGCAGUGAUGAUGAGGAUGAACAUCAUGGGGCCCUGAGGAAGAUUAGGAGCAGUGUGGCUCAGAUCAAAAGAUCAAGAUCCAAGUCCAGGGAACAAGAUAGAUCUGUAUCCAGAGAGCGAGACCGGUCGGGAUCAAGAGGACGAGACAGGUCCAGGUCAAGAGGACGAGACAGGUCCGGGUCAAGAGGACGAGACAGGUCCAGGUCCAGAGAGAGAGACUGGGAUCGCUACAACAGAGGACGCUAUACUCGGGAUCGCUAUGACGAUCGCCGUGACGACAGGGGCGGUCGUUUUGACCGGCGGACCAACCGGGAUGCAGAGUCAGAGCACAGGAGGCGAGGUCGCUCGGCUUCCCCUCCGCCGGGAAGGGAGCCAGCGGCAGCCGAAGAGCCCCCGGUCAAGAAGAAGAAGGAGGAGCUGGACCCGAUCCUGACAAGGACCGGUGGCGCUUACAUCCCCCCCGCAAAGCUACGCAUGAUGCAGCAGCAAAUCACUGAUAAGAGCAGCCUGGCCUAUCAGAGAAUGAGCUGGGAGGCUCUGAAGAAGUCCAUCAAUGGUCUGAUCAACAAAGUCAACGUGUCGAACAUUGUCCACAUCAUCCAGGAGCUGCUGCAAGAGAACAUCAUCAGGGGAAGGGGUCUGCUGUCUCGCUCGGUGCUGCAGGCUCAGGCAGCGUCUCCGAUCUUUACUCACGUUUACGCCGCCGUCGUCGCUAUCAUCAACUCCAAGUUCCCUCAGAUUGGAGAGCUGAUCCUGAAACGCCUCAUCCUGACCUUCAGGAAGAGCUACCGCCGCAACCUUAAGCAACAGUGCCUGACAGCCUCAAAGUUUGUGGCGCAUCUCAUCAACCAGAAUGUGGCCCACGAGGUUUUGUGUCUGGAGAUGCUCACUCUGCUGCUGGAGCGUCCCACUGACGACAGCGUGGAGGUCGCCAUCGCCUUCCUGAAGGAGUGUGGACUCAAACUGACCGAGGUGUCCCCGCGAGGAAUCAACGCCAUAUUUGAGCGCCUCAGAAACGUCCUCCAUGAGUCAGCUAUCGAUAAGAGGGUCCAGUACAUGAUCGAGGUGAUGUUUGCCAUCAGGAAGGACGGUUUCAAAGAUCAUCCAGUGAUCCCAGAGGGCCUGGACCUGGUAGACGAGGAAGACCAGUUCACCCACAUGCUGCCGCUGGAUGACGAGUACAACACAGAGGACAUCCUAAAUGUGUUUAAGAUGGACCCAGACUUCUUGGAGAACGAGGAGAAAUACAAAACCAUUAAAAAAGAUAUCCUGGACGAGGGCAGCAGCGAUUCAGGGGAGGAGGGAGACGGAGACGACGACGAUGAAGACGAUGAAGACGAGAACGAGGAGGAAGGAGAAGGUGAGGCAGAUGGUUAAACUCCUAAACAGGUUUUA